AUGUCGAAAGAGAAUAUUCGAAAGAGACGCAAAAGCGCCGAAAAAGUUGGAUCCACGGAGAAGAAGAAAGGAAAGAGGCCCGAAAAGAGCAAAAGUAGAGAAAGUGUUCAAAAGAUCACAUCAGCGGAGAAGGCGAACCUCUCAGCUGAAGUACCAGAAACUAGUAAGGAUGUAGAAAAAAGUCGACCUCAAGGUUUUCUAAGCAUGCUUAAAUCCUUGCGCAUAAAAAAGAAAAAACGUGCAGAAAAAACAGGGUCCGAUGAAAAGACCCCGGAAAAAGCAGAUGCUGGCACAGACAGUGAAUCCCAAGAAAAAGGUGCUCAUCGCUUCAAACAUAUGUUGUCCUCAAUUUGGGAUAGAAGCAAAGCUAAAGCAGCAGAAAAAGGAGAGAAUGUAGAAAGUGCAGAAGAGAAGCAACGAACUGAUAGUGCCGACAAAACGAGUCGGAAAACAUCAAGUGUUAGUACCCCGGAGAAGACUACUCAAACAAUUUCAAAAACCGACACGGAAGACAAAGAGAAAUUUCAGUCUGGAUUGAUAUCUUCGGAGAAAACAGCGCGAAAGAAGUUGGAGAAGGAUGCACAGAGAGAUGCGACAGAAAGAGCUGUAGAAGUGAACGGAUUGAAGACUAUGAGGCUUCCGGAGAAGUCAUUGAUGAGCAAACCAAAAGCAGAAAAAUCGAGAUCGCUGGUGAGUAGCAUUAGAAAGAAUUGUGUAACUACGAUUUGA
Cylicostephanus goldi is the source of this 729-nucleotide messenger RNA. The record is from the annotation of a GenBank genome assembly. Lineage: Eukaryota; Metazoa; Nematoda; Chromadorea; Rhabditida; Strongylidae.